Pararge aegeria (speckled wood butterfly) is the source of this 602-nucleotide messenger RNA. RefSeq names its product chorion class A protein Ld2/Ld41-like. NCBI's taxonomy places the organism in Eukaryota, Metazoa, Arthropoda, Insecta, Lepidoptera, Nymphalidae. The transcript has 2 exons. Bases 57 to 497 code for a protein of 146 amino acids. Gene Ontology annotation, biological process: chorion-containing eggshell formation; multicellular organism development. The record is from RefSeq and is a predicted model, not a curated record. Gene Ontology annotation, molecular function: structural constituent of egg chorion. Gene Ontology annotation, cellular component: egg chorion.
AACCUAUUAGUGAAAUAUAAAUCAAUAUUCUACACUUGACAUCAUCAAGUACAAACAUGUCCUCAUUUGCUUUCCUUUUGCUUUGCGUCCAAGCUUGCUUGGUACAGAAAGUAUUCAGCCAGUGCCUCGGUGCGGGACCAAUUGGCUAUGGUCCAGGCAUCGCCAACGCGGCUGGCCUAGGUCCAGGUAUAGGACCAUACGGCUAUGGUGCCGGGCUGGCCCCUGCACCCUUCGGUGUGGCACCAAUGGCUGUUGAGCUCGGCGGGCUGGGAGCAGGCUUGGCUCCGGCGGCUAUAGAACUCGGCGCGUACGGCGGAGCUGGUGUCGGCGACGUAGCAGUCGCUGGCGAGAUGCCAGUUGUUGGCAACACCCUCGUCGCUGGGCAGGUGCCGAUCCUCGGCGCUGUGCGCUUUGCUGGUGAUCUGCCAGCCGCUGGCACUGUCAGCAUCUCUGGCAGCUGCGGAUGCGGUUGCAACCGUGGUCCUCUCUACUACUAAACUACUACUAGGAAAUAAAAUUCUGUACAUAAAACGAAUUGCAAUAUAAAUAAUUGUUACUUUUUUAAAUGUUGUUACAAACUGUUAAAUUUAUUAAAGAAUAUU